AAAUUUACCUAUUCUUGGCCGAGUGUUCCCUUUGUAAAUGGAAGUUCUGGAAGGCAGGCAGGUAGAGCAUAUAUAGUAGUAGUUGUUCUGCUCCUCUGAUCUCAACUCGCUCCGCGCCUCGUAGUCUGCAAUGCAAUAACGACUCAUCCUUGAAAAGUCACAAUGCGAGUCCUCCCCAUUCUUCUCUCGUUGGGAUUGUUUGGAGGAGCCAUUGCUCAGCAAUGCGCUGGCAGUUGGUACCUCGAACCGGACGACUGCAUCUGCAUGAGAAGCACCGAUGGAGCCCUGCUCAAGGCCCAGACGCUGGCUUGCUGCAAGUCAAUGGGCUACCGGACUUAUGAUAAUAUCUGCGCGGUGGAUAGGGACCAGAGACAAAACUUCAAGGACUGCUGCAAGGGCUUGAAGCAGGAGAGCGUCAUAGGUCACUGCCGCUGAGAGCUUCGAAGACCAGGAGCCAUGGCCUUGCUAAGUCGCUGCCAUGGUGGAGCAGGAAGGGACGUUUGGGAGAAGCGAGAAACGAACCAAGGAGAAGCUCUAAUGCAUUGCCAAUUGACCUAGGUAUAACCUAGGGUUGAGGGCAAUUUUGCGCAUCAACUUCAUUCUGAGACGCAAUUUGAUCAUUUAUAAUCAGUUUUGCAUCAAAACCAAACAUUGCGCGGUGACUCGGUGAGGGACUCAGCUGUGCUGAAGAAUUGAAGUUGUCAGCGAUGGUCCCACUUCAAGUUCAAGCAACCUGGAAAUGUCGGCGUUGUGGUCUGUGCGUCUGCUGGU
Molecule: messenger RNA, 771 nt
Organism: Canariomyces notabilis
Lineage: Eukaryota; Fungi; Ascomycota; Sordariomycetes; Sordariales; Chaetomiaceae
Exons: 2
Coding region: 163-435 (90 amino acids)
Source: RefSeq, a predicted model, not a curated record